GAGCCUAUAGAAGCGGCAUAUACACUGUAGUCAUAAAGAAGGGUGCCAAGCAGCGUGCAUGUCCAGAGCUCUGGGCCUUUUCUCCAGAUAUCAGGUCCUCAGUUUAUAUGUGCCCAGUUGCCAGGGCUGCUAGGUGGGCACGGUGCCCAGGUGGCACAGAGGCUUCCAAAUAGCAUCUGUAUGUAGGUGCUGGCACUGGGGAGCACUAUACAUGCAGCACUGAUUGCGCAUACACAGGUGGGCAGUGUGUCUGACUGGCACAGAGUUUGCGUUACAGUGUAUAGGUGGAGGUGCAGGUGCUCAGGUCAUACAUGCACUGGACGUAGGGGCCUUGUGCUGCUGUAACCUGGACUUGGCAUGGUGACUAUGCUGUACGGGGGGACAGGGCUACCGGCCGCCAUCAUGUGCCCGGGGGCAUCACUCCUGAGGUCUGGACUCUUCUAUCUGCUGCUCUUUGCUCAUAACUCCCAGGGACGCGCCUGUGAGAAGAGUCCAUGCUUCUCCGGACGAUGCAUCAACUCCACCUGCGUGUGUGACCCGGGCUGGGUCGGAGAACAAUGCCACCACUGCCAGGGAAGAUUCAAGUUGACAGAGCCGUCGGGCUUCCUGACAGACGGACCCAUCAACUACAAGUACAAGACCAAGUGCACCUGGCUGAUCGAGGGCUACUCGAACGCCGUCCUGAGGUUGCGCUUCAAUCAUUUCGCCACAGAAUGCAGCUGGGACCACAUGUACGUGUACGACGGAGACUCCAUAUACUCCCCGCUCAUCGCAGUCCUGAGUGGUCUGAUCGUCCCUGAAGUGGCGGGAAAUGAGACGGUCCCGGAGGUGGUCACCACGUCAGGAUACGCUCUCUUACACUUUUUUAGCGAUGCUGCUUAUAACCUCACCGGAUUCAACAUCUUUUAUUCGAUAAAUUCCUGUCCGAGUAACUGCUCCGGCCACGGCAAGUGCGCGACCAGCAGCUCCGUGCCCGGCCGCGUCUACUGCGAGUGCGACAAGUACUGGAAGGGCGAGGCCUGCGACAUCCCCUACUGCAAGAAUAACUGCGGCAGCCCAGACCACGGCUACUGCGACCUGACCGGAGAGAAGCUGUGCGUCUGCAACGACAGCUGGCAAGGUCCUGACUGCUCGCUCAGCGUCCCCUCCACUGAAUCUUACUGGAUCCUGCCCAACGUGAAGCCGUUCAGCCCCUCGGUGGGGCGUGCCUCCCAGAAAGCCGUGAUGCAUGGGAAGUUUAUGUGGGUGAUCGGAGGCUACGCCUUCAAUUACAGCUCCUUUCAGAUGGUGCUAAACUACAACGUGGAGAGCAGCAUCUGGAAUGUGGUCCCGGUGAACCCCGUCCAUACAGCCCCCCUUCAGAGAUACGGACACUCGCUGGCGCUCUACCAGGAUGAGAUCUACAUGUAUGGCGGGAAGAUUGAGACGAGCGGCGGGAACGUCACCAAUGAACUCUGGAUCUUCGACAUCUCCAGUAAGUCGUGGAGCAUGCGGGCGCCGCUCGUCCUGAACCACGGGCAGCACUACGCGGUGGAGGGGCACACGGCGCACAUCCUGGAGCUGGACAGCCGCGAGGUGGUGAUGGUCGUCAUAUUCGGUUACUCUGCGGUCUACGGGUACAUCAGCAACGUCCAGGAGUAUUACCUGAGGUCCAACACCUGGCUGGUGCCUGACACGCGGGGGGCCAUCGUGCAGGGGGGAUACGGCCACACCAGCGUCUACGACCCGAUCACAAGGUCUGCCUAUGUGCACGGAGGAUACAAAGCCCUUCCCGGGAACAAGUACGGCCUGGUGGACGACCUGUACCGAUACGAAGUCAACACCCGCACCUGGAUGAUCCUGAAGGAGAGCGGGCUGUCGCGGUACCUGCACUCUGCCGUGCUGAUCAGCGGCGCCAUGCUGGUGUUUGGCGGCAACACGCAUAACGACACGUCCCUGAGCAACGGCGCCAAGUGCUUCUCAGCAGACUUCCUGGCCUAUGACAUCGCUUGUGACGAGUGGAAAGUUCUGCAGAAGCCCAACCUGCACCGCGAUGUCAACCGCUUCGGCCACUCUGCCGUAGUCAGUAAUGGGUCCAUGUUCAUAUUUGGCGGAUUCUCCAGCGUGCUGCUGAAUGACAUCUUGGUGUACAAACCUCCGAGCUGCGAGGCGUUUCACACUCGGGAGCGGUGCACCAGCGCUAUACGGGGCAUCAGCUGUCUAUGGGACCAGGGUCAUUGCGUGUCCUGGGAGACCGUGCACGCCAGCAGCAGCCUAUUCCGCGCCCACUGUCCCAACAAGUCCGCGCCAGCAGACGACAGAUGCUACAAGAACACGGACUGCGCCAGCUGCACCGCCAACACCAACGGCUGCCAGUGGUGCGACGACAAGAAGUGCAUGUCCCUGAGCAGCAACUGCAGCAUGUCUGUGAAGAAUUACGUGAAGUGUUAUGUGAGGAACGAGCAGAUCUGCAAUAAACUCACCAGCUGCAAAAGCUGCUCCCUCAACGUGAACUGCCAGUGGGACCAGCGGCAGCAGGAGUGCCAGGCCCUGCCCGCUCAUCUAUGUGGAGAAGGAUGGAGCCACGUGGGGGACGCCUGUCUGCUCAUCAACUCCAGCCGGGACAGCCAUGACAAUGCCAGGGUGUACUGCCACAACCUGAGCGGCAGCCUCGCCUCCCUCACCACCCCCAAAGAGGUGGACUUCGUGCUGGACGAAAUGCAAAAGUAUACAGUACAGAAGCUUUCCCCGUGGGUCGGGUUGCGGAAGAUCAAUGUCUCGUACUGGGGCUGGGAGGACAUGUGCCCAUUCACUAACACCACCCUCCAGUGGCUCCCGGGUGAGCCCAGUGACUCGGGGUUCUGUGCCUACCUGGAGAGGGCAGAGGUGGCAGGACUGAAGGUGAAUCCCUGCACUGCCAUGACAGACGGCCUGGUGUGCGAGAAGCCAGUAGUCAGUCCCAACCAGAACGCGCGGCCGUGUAAGGUGCCCUGCUCCCUGCGCACCUCCUGCUCCAACUGCACCAGUAACGGCAUGGAGUGCAUGUGGUGCAGCAACGCCAAGCGCUGCGUGGACUCCAACGCCUACAUCAUCUCCUUCCCGUACGGACAGUGCCUGGAGUGGCAGACCAACACCUGCUCCCCUCAGAAUUGCUCCGGCUUCCGCACCUGCUCUCAGUGCUUGGAGCACCCUGGUUGUGGUUGGUGUAAUGACCCCAGUAACACUGGGAAAGGCAGUUGUAUAGAAGGUUCUUACCGGGGACCGAUGAAACCUCAGGGCAAACAGUCGAGUGAAAUGGUUCUGGAUUCCAGUUUGUGCCCACGGGACAAGAACUACGAGUGGUCGUUUAUUCACUGUCCAGCGUGUCAGUGUAACGGCCACAGCACCUGCAUCAACAACAACAUCUGUGAACAGUGUAAGAACCUGACCACAGGGAAGCACUGCGAGGCCUGCAUGGCGGGAUACCACGGGAAUCCCACCAACGGCGGAGAAUGUGAAACCUGUGAAUGUAAUGGACACGCCAGUAUCUGUGAGAUGCAGACCGGGAAAUGCCACUGUACCACCAAGGGGAUCAAAGGAGACCACUGCCAGCUAUGUGAUUCUGAGAACCGAUACUUGGGGAACCCGCUGCGAGGAACCUGCUACUACAGCCUGCUCAUCGACUACCAGUUCACUUUCAGUCUCAUCCAGGAGGAUGAUCGUCACCAUACGGCCAUCAACUUCAUCGCCAACCCCGAGCAGUCAAAUAAGAACUUGGACAUCUCCAUCAAUGCCUCCAACAACUUCAACCUCAACAUCACGUGGUCAAUCGGGUCUACAGCCGGCACCAUCUCCGGAGAAGAGGUCCCACUGGUGGCCAAGUCUCACAUCAAGGAGUACCGGGACAGUUUCUCCUGCGAGAAGUUUAACUUCAGGAGUAACCCCAACAUCACCUUCUACGUCUACGUCAGCAACUUCUCCUGGCCAAUCAAGAUCCAGAUUGCCUUCUCCCAGCACAACACCAUCAUGGACCUGGUGCAGUUCUUUGUCACCUUCUUCAGCUGCUUCCUGUCGCUCCUCCUGGUGGCCGCCGUGGUUUGGAAGAUUAAGCAGACGUGCUGGGCGUCUCGGCGGAGAGAGCAACUUAUGCGAGAGCGGCAGCAGAUGGCGAGCCGCCCGUUCGCCUCGGUGGACGUGACGCUGGAGGUGGGAGGAGUGGAGCAGACGGAACUACUGCGAGGCCCCGCGGAGGGUGUGCCAAAACCAAUCGCCAUUGAGCCGUGCUCCGGGAACAAAGCUGCCGUCCUGACCGUUUUUCUCUGUCUGCCGCGAGGAUUGGCCGGAGUUCCUCCACCAGGACAAUCAGGUCUCGUCAUCGCCAGCGCCCUCAUCGACAUAUCGCAGCAGAAAUCCUUCGACUGCAAAGACAAAAGCUCAUGUGUUCGGAACCGGAAGCCGCAUCCUCCGACCAGACAAGGAACUUGUGUCUGAACCUUGUUGGAGCUGGAGGGUUGUGACAAUGUAUCGUUUUUGUUUUUCUUUUUUGAAAAAUCUUUUGUAACAAAUCUGUAAUGGCUUCCAGCGAGAGACGAAAUCCACUCAGCAAUGCGGAUCCGCCGGAAGUCCGCAGGCGACCGUUGGCGUCCCAGAGCCGUGGAGGAUGGAGAACGACUGCAUGAAAAGUCUUACGGACUGGUGAAAAAAGGAGCAGGGGCGGAGUAGCGCCAUCCAGGCGUCUGUGCAUCUACCAGAAAGAAUUAAAGAGACAGUGUCGCUAUUAGACCUGCGUGUAAAUACCAUGUGGAGUUUGGGGCCACGGGGCGUGGAUUCUGGGUUUGCAGCAUGUCCGUAACCAGUAAGGGAUUCGGGGCGAACACAAAUUAUUGUAAAAGGGACACAAUCCACGCACCAAACGUAUUUAAUAUUGUAGACGACGGAGGAGGAAGAAGAGGGAAUCGCCACUCGACCCGGGACGGGUUUUUAAAUAUAUUUUUUACGUUUUUUAUAUUUUCGUUUUCCUCGGGUCAGUGCAAUAAACAGCAGCGAUCAGUAAUCCGGGAGACGACCUCGGCAGGACGCCGCCUGGCACAUAGCUCCGUGUCCCAGGAAGCAGCGUGACGCAGCUUUGUGUGUGUACAGAGGGUCAUGGCGGAGCAGGUGUGCAGCCGCUGUUUGUACAUGCCCGGGUUGUGAGGGUCGUGGGCCUGUUCUGUACCCCGGGGGGCGCUCUUUUUCUCUGUGUCGGGGAUGCAUGCCGCGCUGGUCUUCUAUUUCUUCUUUUGUACCUGCUCUGAACAUGUACAAUAUUUAAUGUAUAGGACGCAAUGUACAGUUUAUAGCAGCAGGCAGGACACGCCGCCAGAGACCGCCAAUAAAACAUCUUCCUCA
Molecule: messenger RNA, 5346 nt
Organism: Bufo bufo (common toad)
Lineage: Eukaryota; Metazoa; Chordata; Amphibia; Anura; Bufonidae
Gene: ATRNL1
Product: attractin like 1
Exons: 29
Coding region: 358-4449 (1363 amino acids)
Cellular component (GO): Golgi apparatus
Molecular function (GO): protein binding
Source: RefSeq, a predicted model, not a curated record